UAAAAUUAUCAUCUCUACUACAUUCUUAAACUUUACUCUUUCUACCGUUACAACUGCUUUAACUCCUCUUUAUAAACUUGUCACUUCAUACUCCAUUGUCACUUCUUACCUUCCACCGCCACCGGCAACACCACCGGAAAAUCAGAAACCCACUUCAUAUACAACCGGAACUGAACAUUUCUGCUGACUAAUACAGCAAAUAAAGCUAAUCAUAUUCAAAAAAUGUCAGGCUUAAAAGCCUCUAGUAAUCUGGUAUUGUUAUUUUUAAGCUACUUAAUAAUAGUAGCAGAAUCAACAGGAAUAGGAGUAAACUGGGGGACGGUGUCGUUUAGAAAGCUGAACCCAUCAACUGUGGUGGAUCUGCUUAAAGACAACAAGAUACAGAAAGUUAAGUUAUUUGAUACGGACCCAUAUGUUUUGAGAGCAUUAAUGGGUAGUGGUAUUGAAGUUAUGGUUGGGAUUCCUAAUGAAAUGUUGGCUUCUCUGAGCUCUUCUACUUCUUACUCUGAUUUGUGGGUUCGUCAGAAUAUUUCGAGUUACUUGGUUAAAGGUGGUGCUGAUAUCAGGUAUAUUGCCGUAGGAAAUGAACCAUUCCUCUCAAGUUACUCCGGUCAGUUUCAGUCAUAUGUAGUCCCUGCCCUGCAAAAUUUGCAGCAGUCCUUGGCUAAAGCAAAUCUUGCUGGAUAUGUAAAGUUGGUGGUCCCUUGCAAUGCUGAUGCCUAUGAGUCCUCCCUUCCAUCUCAAGGAACAUUCCGACCCGAGUUAAUGGAUAUUAUAACUCAAAUGGUUUCUUUCCUAAAUUCGAAUGGGUCACCUUUUGUUGUCAAUAUUUAUCCAUUUCUUAGCCUCUAUGGGAACACAGAUUUUCCACAAGACUACGCAUUUUUCCAAGGGAGUACCCAUCCUGUGCAAGAUGGGCCUAAUGUUUACUACAAUGCGUUUGAUGGUAAUUAUGACACUUUAGUUGCAGCGCUCAGUAAAAUUGGAUACGGUCAGAUGCCAAUAGUUAUUGGGGAGGUGGGUUGGCCAACCGAUGGAGCCAUCAGUGCGAAUCUCACUGCGGCGAGGGCUUUCAACCAGGGCCUCAUAAAUCAAGUUUUGAGUAACAAAGGGACACCUCUGAGGCCAGCUUCUCCACCUAUGGAUAUUUAUCUCUUUGGCCUACUUGAUGAAGGGGCUAAGAGUGUACUUCCAGGGAAUUUUGAAAGGCACUGGGGUAUUUUCUCUUUUGAUGGACAGGCUAAAUAUGCAUUGAACCUUGGUUUGGGAAACAAGGUACUGAAGAAUGCCAGGACUGUCCAGUAUCUUCCAUCUAGGUGGUGUGUGGCUGACCCUGCCAAAGAUCUUUCUAAUGUUGCAAACCAUAUUAAAAUUGCUUGUGGUGCUGCAGAUUGCACGACACUUAACUACGGGGGAACAUGCAAUGAAAUUGGGGCAAAGGGAAAUAUCUCUUAUGCAUUCAACAGUUACUAUCAGCUCCAGAAUCAGAAUGAACAAAGCUGUGAUUUCGAUGGACUUGGUAUGGUGACGUUCCUAGACCCUUCAGUUGGUGAUUGCAGAUUUCUUGUCGGUGUUACUGAUACCAGUUCGUCAAAUUUCAGAACAUAUCAUAGGUGGGUUGUAAUUUGGAGUUGGAUGCUAUGGGGGACGUUGAUCUUUCUUAUAUAAAGUGAAGCUUCUUAAGCAGGUUUUUAAAGGUGAAAACCUACACAUGGAAACUCCAUCGAUUCUUCAAAUUUUGGAGCAACACCCAUCGGUGCAGCACACUGUUCCGCAACGAAGGUUUGGAACCCUUCCGAUGAAAGUGCAACAGCGACAACCUUCAAAUAUCAAACCAUUAGUUAUUCUGCAACUGCUAAUUAUAAGGAAUCAUCAAGUGAGAGAUGAAUUUUACCUGCUUGAGGCUGAACUACUUGCUCAUGAAAUGCAUGCAGACGAGGGGCUGCUGUUGCAUUUGCACAUAUCGCAAAGGAUACGAACAAUAAAGCCCAUGUCAAAGCAAUAAACAAAGUUUCUUUUCUCAUCAUAAUUUUGAUCUCUGCUUGAACAAUCUCUAAGAUAUUCAGAUGACAAGUCUUCUGUAAGAUAUUUAUACUGUAAUUCUGAGUGAGAUAUUUGCAGUAGUGUCGACAUUCUUAUCGCAAUAGCUAAUCAUAAUCUCCAUAAA
Molecule: messenger RNA, 2167 nt
Organism: Mercurialis annua (annual mercury)
Lineage: Eukaryota; Viridiplantae; Streptophyta; Magnoliopsida; Malpighiales; Euphorbiaceae
Product: glucan endo-1,3-beta-glucosidase 5
Exons: 3
Coding region: 223-1668 (481 amino acids)
Biological process (GO): carbohydrate metabolic process
Cellular component (GO): plasma membrane
Molecular function (GO): hydrolase activity, hydrolyzing O-glycosyl compounds
Source: RefSeq, a predicted model, not a curated record